AUGGCCAAUCAAUUCUGUCCAUAUUCUGAGCUUCAGUUAAUGGAAAAGAUCAAUUGUUUACUCUCUUGCGUCGAUGCUUCUCUUUCACUGAAAAUAUCGCGUUGCAAACGUGUGAUACGUUUCAUAAACUUGAAAACAGCAGAGAAAAGAAAAACGCUGACAAAUAUGUUUUACCUAAAAACAUAUUAUUGUACUAAGUGA
Messenger RNA from Brugia pahangi, 201 nucleotides. The record is from the annotation of a GenBank genome assembly. Lineage: Eukaryota; Metazoa; Nematoda; Chromadorea; Rhabditida; Onchocercidae.